Molecule: messenger RNA, 721 nt
Organism: Ipomoea triloba (trilobed morning glory)
Lineage: Eukaryota; Viridiplantae; Streptophyta; Magnoliopsida; Solanales; Convolvulaceae
Product: early nodulin-93-like
Exons: 3
Coding region: 147-458 (103 amino acids)
Source: RefSeq, a predicted model, not a curated record
GUUCUUCAGACCUGAAAUUUUUGCCUAUAUAUAUCACAACCAUUUUACCCAUUUAUCUCACCAACUCAUCAUACAAAUUAAACAAGCAUAGCUUUUUAAUUUCUUGAAUUUUACUUCAGCUCUUCGUUUGUAUCAUCAGCAAUAUAAUGGCGGGCAAGAAUGUGAGUUUGGCUUCUUUGGACCAGAGGUUGGCCAUGGCCAAACGUUGCUCUCAUGAGGGUGUAGUUGCAGGAGCUAAAGCAGCUGUGGCUGCCACCAUUGCAACAGCUAUUCCAACAUUGGCUAGUGUGAGAAUGCUGCCAUGGGCAAGAGCCAAUUUAAACCCAACAGCACAGGCACUGAUAGUCUCAACAGCCGCUGGGAUGGCUUACUUCAUUGUGGCUGACAAGACUGUUCUUGCUACGGCACGCCGGAACUCCUUCAAGAAUGGCUCAGUCUCCGCCAACAUUGAAGCCUGAUCUUGAUUAUAUAUUAUUAUAUGCAUCAUAUUUUAUCUGAUCUCCCUGCUACUCAAUCUCAUUCAUUUCAAGAAGGGGGCGUGGGGGUAGAAUUCUGUUUGAAUGUAUGAGUAAUGAGUAUGAUGAAUACCUGUUGUAUGACCAACAACUGUUUCUGUGAAUAUAAACAAAAUGUUGGUUUUUCCCAGAUUUUAUUGCCUUCUUUUCUGUUGAUGUAUCAAAUGUAUUAACCCACUGGCAAUGAUUCUAAGAAUUCUGUAUUA